This is a messenger RNA of Pleurotus ostreatus (oyster mushroom), 1893 nucleotides long. RefSeq lists its product as uncharacterized. The coding region runs from base 1 to 1893 and encodes 630 amino acids. NCBI's taxonomy places the organism in Eukaryota, Fungi, Basidiomycota, Agaricomycetes, Agaricales, Pleurotaceae. Gene Ontology annotation, cellular component: signal recognition particle, endoplasmic reticulum targeting. The transcript has 6 exons. The record is from RefSeq and is a predicted model, not a curated record. Gene Ontology annotation, molecular function: endoplasmic reticulum signal sequence receptor activity; signal recognition particle binding; 7S RNA binding. Gene Ontology annotation, biological process: SRP-dependent cotranslational protein targeting to membrane.
AUGGCUAACAUCAAGCUACGAGUGCUUCAAUUAGCGAACGAGCAGAGAUCAGCGUAUGGGCUUCGCUACAAUGACUAUGAAAGGUACAGAAAACAUUGCGCCAAUCGAACGCAUCGGUUGAGAUCGUCUCUGAAGAUGACCCACGGGAAAGGUCGCGAGUUCAAGAAACUCCCAGAGGUGCCUACGGAGAACCUAAAGGCUGGGCAUUUGGAGUUGCUUCUAUUUGAAGCGGAACGGGCAUGGUCGUACUCUCAAGAAUUACUUGCCUUGGUCCCCAAAAAACCGGAUGCCGCACGGGGGUUGAAGCAAACUGCCAAGGGGCGAUUCCGCCGUGCGGUGAAUUGGGCAACGCAACUGUUGUCUCGCUGCCAAACACUCUACGCAUCAGGAGCACUUUCGGCUGAAAGCUUCCUCGAAGUUCACAUCUACGUAUUAAUCCUUAAUGGCCGUUGGCUGCGUCAAAGAUACGAACUGGACGAUGCACUCAUUCAACUCAGCGUCGCGAAGAGUCUACUAGAUGAACUUGCGGCCACCGCGCCGACUAGCAGAGAUCAAGCUCUAGCCGUCCUGUUCGCGGAUGAAAUCAGCCCAGAGAUCCGCUACUGUGCCCACGAACUGGGUCGCGCAAAAGCGUACGAUAUUGAGGGCAUCGUAAGCGAGUUUGCUCCAAAGCACAAGAAUGAACUAGUCGAGGAUUGUGACAAAUUACUCGAACGGUUGAAGGAAGAAGCAUCAUCUGCGGGUGUGCAUGAAACGAGCAGGAAGUUGAAACCGCUCUUCUGGGAAGGCACACCGGUCCCCAUCCGCAAUCCGGAAUUGGUCGAUGUCUUGUUGAAGGUACAGGAUGCUCAGGCGAGAUUAGAGGGUGAACCAGCGACAUCAGAAGGUACCGAUGAGAAGGGGAAACGGAAGGAAAGCAAAGCCAGCAGCUCCAAGAAGGGGGUGGCCGCCUACGAUGCGAUUCUUCAUGCUUUAAGCGACGCAGAGGAAGUUGCUCGGAAAUUAGUAGAAGCCCAGCAGUCGAGCGGGACAUCAUCCAGCACCGUUGGCACCUCCAGAGAUACGCACUUCGUCCAAGCAUACAUCGUUUACCAGCUGCUUUCCCGCCGUAUCCAACGCGAUCUCCUGUUGACAUCGAGUCUGCUUGCGUCGCACACAACCUCACGAAAGCCCCCUCUGACUACCUUGAGGACAUCGGAGCAGGUUGAUGGCAGGCUGUACCCAGCAGUUAUCAAGCUCUACGACACCGUCUUACAGAGUCUCGGUCAAAUGAGAACACUAAGUAUAGUAGACGACAAUCCCGACCUCUCAUCAGCUGUCGAGGCCCGUAUAUCCUUUACAAAGGGCCAAAGAUGCUUCUACCUGGCCAAAUGCUACAUCCCAGUCAAAAAAUACGCCGAGGCCCUCGUGCUCUCCCAAAAAGCCAAUAUCCAUCUACGUGAAGCUCGCUCUACAUUAUCCAUCAUCGGGACAGACCCUAUCAAUACCGGGUCCCCAGCAUUCUAUCCGCUAACCAACGACGAAUGUGGCAAACUCGAAGCAGACCUCGCUGCCGAUGCAUUACGCUUCAAGAAGGAAUGGUUCGCUUACAACGGCGGCUCUGUAAAGGCUAGCAACGCCGGGUUCAAGAAGCCGUUGUUCUUCGAUAUUGCCCUCAACUAUGUUGAGCUGGAUAUGGAUAAGCUCCAAGAGAGGGCAGGCAAAGCCCCUCGACCACCCGUACCAAUUGCCGCGCCUCUGCCGGUGUCUGCCAAAGCCACUGAACCAAUAGGGAAGAAAUCGCAAGCAGCCAAGGUCGUUGAGGAAGCCCGUCCUGCUACUCCUGAGCCUACCCAACAGCCGGCACGCGGCGGACUUAGCAAUCUCCUGGGAGGUUGGUGGGGGCGAAGCUAA